Aplysia californica (California sea hare) is the source of this 988-nucleotide messenger RNA. RefSeq names its product beta-parvin. Gene Ontology annotation, cellular component: actin cytoskeleton; cytoplasm; focal adhesion. NCBI's taxonomy places the organism in Eukaryota, Metazoa, Mollusca, Gastropoda, Aplysiida, Aplysiidae. Gene Ontology annotation, molecular function: actin binding. The record is from RefSeq and is a predicted model, not a curated record. Gene Ontology annotation, biological process: cell projection assembly; substrate adhesion-dependent cell spreading; establishment or maintenance of cell polarity.
CUCUCCUGGCCAAGUCGGAAGUCGGAAGUAGGAAGUAAGAUACAAGAUGGCGACGUCCCCAAACACCUCCACUCUUUCUCCAAAGAAGAAAGAUGAAUCCAUUUUGGAAAAGAUUGGUACUAUGGGACGCAAAAAGAAAAUAAAGGAAGUUGCCGAACUUCAAGAAGAGGGGAAACAUGCCAUUGAAUCACCAACCAGCCCAACAAUAGCAGACAUUGGGCCUGAAGGAUACCAAUUGGCUGACAAUGAGGAACGCUCAAUGAUUGAGCCGUCAUCUAGGGAAAAUCCCAAAUUAAUGGAACUAGUCAAGGUUUUACUGGACUGGAUCAAUGACUUGCUGGCUGACCACCGUAUCAUUGUCAAGGACAUUGAGGAGGAUCUCUUUGACGGACAGAUCCUGCAGAAAUUGAUUGAAAAGCUGUGCAAUGUCCGGGUAGAGGCGCGGGAGGUCACUCAGUCGGAGAUUGGCCAGAAGCAGAAGUUGCGUGUUGUUCUGGACUACAUCAACCACACCCUGAACGUGCCCCCUGUGUGGAGCCAGCAGAAGUGGAGUGUAGACAGUGUCCACUCUAAGAACUUGGUUGCCAUCCUGCACCUGUUGGUGGCCCUCGCCCGCCACUUCCACGCCAGGAUCCGCAUGCCCGACAAUGUGACCGUCACUCUGCUGGUUAUACAGAAAGUUGACAACAUCUUGCAGACCAGAUACGUGCAAGAAGAAAUUACAACAAACUACGAUGACGCUGAUGGCCGGUCUGAGAGGGAUGCUUUUGACACGCUGUUUGACCACGCCCCCGACAAACUGAAUGUUGUGAAAAAGACACUUCUGACAUUUGUGAACAAGUACCUGAUGAGGCUGAACCUUGAGGUCACAGAUCUGGACAAUCAGUUCCAUGACGGAGUGUACCUGAUUAUUCUGAUGGGGCUCCUGGAGGGCUACUUCACCCCCCUCUACCAGUUCCAUGUGACUCCCACCACUUUCGAGCACAAG